AUGAAGCCUGCCACCAGGCUCUUCUAUCUCUCGGUCUUUGCUUUGUGGACACCUCUGGCGGCAUGCGAAGACAUCACUUGCCCAUCCAGCAAAAGCAUCGUUGAUGAUGCGUGUGCUUCUUACGCAACUCUCGAUCGCCUAAACGCCAACCUAAAACCGGCCCUCGACGACCUCGUCCAGUCAACCGAUUUCUUUUCGCACUACCGACUGAACCUCUUCAACAAGAAAUGCCCAUUCUGGGACGAUGAAGGCGGCAUGUGCGCUAACAUUGGGUGCGCAGUCGAGACGCUAGACAAUGAGGAGGACAUUCCCCUGGCGUGGCGAUCCAGCGAGCUGGGUAAAUUGGAAGGUCCCCUAGCCAAGCAUCCUGGGAAGAAGGCGCAGAAGCAGGCGAGGCCGCUUCAGGGAGAGCUGGGCGACAACGUCGGCGAAAGUUGUGUGAUAGAGUAUGACGACGAGUGCGAUGAGAGGGACUACUGCGUCCCUGAGGACGAAAGUACAGCCUCCAAGGGUGACUAUCUGUCACUGCUGGCGAACCCGGAGCGAUUCACCGGCUACGGUGGUGAGGGUGCGAAGCAGAUUUGGGACGCAAUCUAUCGCGAGAACUGCUUUCAGAGGAGCUCGUUCCCUCACUCAGCAGAUGUGGGCUCCAGCGCAACAUACGGUGUCGCUGAGCACGAUUUCCGCCGGGUGUUGGAUGCGUCGUGGCAGCAGCAGCGUUUGGAGCACCCGAAUGAACCGACCGCUGGCGUUGCGGUUGACGAUGAAUGCCUGGAGAAGAGGGUUUUCUACCGGGUUGUCUCUGGAAUGCACGCAAGCAUCAGCGCGCACCUUUGCUGGGACUUCCUGAACCAAAGCACUGGCGAGUGGCAGCCGAAUCUAUCAUGCUACAAGAGCCGUCUGCACACGUACCCUGAUCGCAUCAGCAAUCUCUACUUCAACUACGCCUUGGUGAGCCGGGCAGUUGCCAAGUUGGGACCGUUCUUGCAGUCAUCGGACUACACGUUCUGCACGGGAGACCCAACAGAAGAUGCAGCUACGAGAGCCAAGGUGCUCGAGGUUACGUCGCGAGCGGCCUCAACCUCGUCGCAGGUCUUUGAUGAGGGCCUGAUGUUCGUUAAUGGCGAAGGGCCCUCGUUGAAGGAGGAUUUCCGGAACCGGUUUCGCAAUGUCAGUAGGCUGAUGGACUGCGUGGGGUGCGAUAAGUGUCGUCUAUGGGGCAAGGUGCAGACUGCUGGGUACGGCACCGCGCUCAAGGUGCUGUUCGAAUUCGACAACAACUCGGAAGACAUCCCACACCUGAAGAGGACCGAGCUGGUCGCCCUGUUCAACACGCAUGCCCGGCUAGGAGAGUCUUUGAACUCAAUCGGCAAAUUCAGGCAAAUGAUUGCCGAUCAAGAUGACGUCACCCCUUUCACUGUUGAGCCGGAGGGCAUGCCGGAGGAAGACGAACCUGAGCCAGUGGUCAAGCCCAGGAAAAAGUUGCGAAAGAAUGCGUCCGUCAAGGAGCAGGUCAUGCAUGAAGUCGAACUAUUUGUUGCGGCGGUCCAGUUGGUUUUGAAGAGCUGGAUCGCCUUCCCCAAGACAUUAAGCGAGAUGCGCCGAUUUUAUCAGUUCUGGAUAGGAUUGCCUGUGCAACCAAGACAAUGGAGGUUUGAGCUACCCAAGCUGGAGCUCUGA
Emericellopsis cladophorae is the source of this 1680-nucleotide messenger RNA. RefSeq names its product Endoplasmic reticulum oxidoreductin-like protein. Gene Ontology annotation, molecular function: FAD binding; protein-disulfide reductase activity; thiol oxidase activity. The coding region runs from base 1 to 1680 and encodes 559 amino acids. Lineage: Eukaryota; Fungi; Ascomycota; Sordariomycetes; Hypocreales; Bionectriaceae. The record is from RefSeq and is a predicted model, not a curated record. The transcript has 3 exons. Gene Ontology annotation, cellular component: endoplasmic reticulum; endoplasmic reticulum membrane. Gene Ontology annotation, biological process: protein folding in endoplasmic reticulum.